GAGAAUGUGUCUCUAGCGGACAUCCUGUCUCUGCAGGACAGCUGUCUGUGUGAGGAUGAGGUGUGGGGAGUGUGUGCGGAGUGUGUCCUGGCGCUGCAGAGCAUCCGACCCUCCCACCUCUUCCACACACUGUGCAUCACCCCGGACACUCUGGCCUUCAACGCUCAUGGGAAUGUUUGCUUCAUGGAGCAGCUGAGCGAUGAUCCAGAAGGUUCCUUCGUGCCUCCUGAGUUUGACCACACGGGAAGCACGUUUGAGGUGAGAGAUGCUAAGUCUUCCUCUAGACUUUAUUCUGGUCAGUGUCACACAUCCACCCCUGGGACAGUACAUCACACAGUCACAGGCACCUUGGUGAAGUUUGCUAAG
Notothenia coriiceps (black rockcod) is the source of this 366-nucleotide messenger RNA. Its product is annotated as protein very KIND-like. Gene Ontology annotation, biological process: regulation of dendrite morphogenesis; small GTPase-mediated signal transduction. The record is from RefSeq and is a predicted model, not a curated record. The transcript is spliced from 2 exons. Gene Ontology annotation, cellular component: guanyl-nucleotide exchange factor complex; neuronal cell body; dendrite. Gene Ontology annotation, molecular function: guanyl-nucleotide exchange factor activity. Lineage: Eukaryota; Metazoa; Chordata; Actinopteri; Perciformes; Nototheniidae. The annotation marks the transcript as partial.